Epithele typhae is the source of this 1575-nucleotide messenger RNA. Its product is annotated as rhamnogalacturonase. Gene Ontology annotation, biological process: carbohydrate metabolic process. Gene Ontology annotation, molecular function: polygalacturonase activity; cellulose binding. Gene Ontology annotation, cellular component: extracellular region. Lineage: Eukaryota; Fungi; Basidiomycota; Agaricomycetes; Polyporales; Epitheliaceae. The coding region runs from base 1 to 1575 and encodes 524 amino acids. The record is from RefSeq and is a predicted model, not a curated record. The transcript has 15 exons.
AUGCUCGGUGCCUACGCGGUUGCCCCGAUAUUUACGCUCGCCCGACCAUAUAAGGGUCCCCUUAACGUCGGCCGCCCCGUCGCGAGGAUCCUCCAUUGCGCUCUCUCUGCCGUCAUGGGCCUCAAGUCUCUUCUCGCCUCCCUUCUUCUCAUCUCGGCCGCGUCCGCCCAGCUUAGUGGCAGAGUUGGCCCCACCUCGUCGCUCUCUUCGAAGCAGAGCACCAUCUGCAAUGUGCUCGACUAUGGCGGAUCGAUCGGCUCCAGCGACAUUGGACCUGCUAUCAACAGCGCAUUCACCAACUGCGUACUCAAGCACUCUGGCUCGACACUCUAUGUUCCCGCCGGCAACUACAACAUGCAGACAUGGGUCACUCUCACUGGCGGUACCAAAUGGGCGUUCCGUCUUGACGGACUCAUAUCACGCACUUCGACGACACACGGAAACAUGAUCGCCAUCGUGAACGCGAGCGAUUUCGAGUUCUACUCUGCGAACAGCGCUGGUGGAAUUCAAGGCUACGGCUACCAGUGCCGCAACAAUGGUCCCCGUCUGGUCCGUAUCAUCACCUCCACCAACUGGUCCAUGCACGAUCUCAUCCUCGUGGAUUCCCCUGAGUUCCAUCUUGUGAUAGAGAGCGGCUCCAAUGGAGAGGUUUACAACAUGGCUAUUCGCGGCACCAACCUGGGUGGUUCGGAUGGUGUGGAUGUUUGGGGAAGCAACCACUGGAUUCACGAUGUCGAGGUUACGAAUCGCGAUGAGUGCGUCACUGUGAAAUCUCCCGCCAACAACAUCCAAGUUGAACGAAUUUGGUGCAACCAGUCUGGAGGUAGCGCGAUCGGCAGUCUUUCUGAUGGCACCGCUAUCCAGAACAUUCUGUACAGGAACGUCUACACCAACGGCGGAAACCAAGCGUUCAUGAUCAAGAGCAACCUCGGCUCCGGCUACUGCGCAACGUCGUCUUCGACUCGUUCAUCUCCCGCGUACUGGUCCUCCCAAACCCCCGGCUCGGGUGCUGGAGUCCAGCUCUCCAACAUCACCUUCUCCAACUGGAACGGCAACGUCGUCGAUGGCGUCGCCCGCCCGCCCGUGCAGCUCAUCUGCGCCGACGGCGCGCCCUGCUCCGGCAUCACGCUCUCGAACGUGAAGAUGUGGUCCCAGACGGACAAGGCCGUCGUCAAGUGCGAGAGCGCGUACGGCUCCGGCGUCGCGUGCAUCAAGAACUCGUCCUCGCACACCUCGUACGCGAUCGUCACCUCCUCGAUCACCAAGCCCGCCGGCUACUCCACCCCGUCCACCAUGGCCGGCGACCUCGCGUCGGGCUUCGCCACGAACGCCGCGAUCCCCACGCCGACGAUCCCGACUUCGUACUUCCCUGGUCUCGCACAGAUCAGCCCGCUCGCGAAGAACAACGCCGGCGCCACCGGCACCACCACCUCGUCUGGGUCAUCCAGCACGGGCUCUGCUGUCGCCGCGUACGGCCAGUGUGGUGGCGUCGGCUACUCGGGGUCCACGGCCUGCGUCUCGGGCUACAAGUGCACCUACUCCAGCGAAUACUACUCUCAGUGCCUCCCUUCGUAA